ACAAGGACUCGUAUACUCCUAGCUCCUAUGUUCUAACUAGUUAUUAAUUUGUUCCUCUUCUUCCUUAUCUUAUCCCUACCCUUGUUGUUUGUGAUAUCUAGUUUGGCCAAAACAUGGUUCUAACUGCACUGUUUCUAGCCGUUCUGUUCAUUGCAGGCCUCAUAAAUGUGUUCUACUACAUACCCACCAACAAGAUUCGCUUGUGGCUGCAAAUAUUCUUCCCUAACAAUGCUUGCAAAACCAACUUCGCUGUUGCCUCAUCUUCUUCACAAAUGACCAAGGUUGAGAGGGAUGGCUACAGGAAAGAUGAUCUUAAAAAGGUGUUCUCCACUUUCGACAAGAAUGAUGAUGGAUUCAUAACAAGGCAUGAGCUGAGGGAGUCACUGAGGAACAUCAGAAUCUUCAUGACAGAUAGAGAGAUUGAUGAUAUUGUUGUAAAGUUUGAUUCCAACGGAGAUGGGUUGAUUGAUUUUGAUGAGUUUUGUUUGUUGACUAGUGAGUCUAUGGGAGGGAAUGAAGAAGAGGAGAAAGAGGGUAUUGGCAAGGAAGGUGAAGAGGUAAAUUUAAAGGAGGCUUUUGAUGUGUUUGACAAAGAUAAAGAUGGGCUUAUAUCAGUGGAAGAGCUAGCUUUGGUGCUUACUUCAUUAGGAUUAAGGGAAGGGAAGAAGGUUGAAGAGUGCAAAGAGAUGAUUAGGAAGGUUGAUAUGGAUGGAGAUGGUAUGGUCAAUUUUAACGAGUUCAAGACAAUGAUGAUUAACGGAGGAAAGCUUGUCUUUGUUGCAUAGUCCAUCACAUGCUCUGCCACUACCACUCCCAGUCUUUCUCUGUAUUCUUCGUUUCUUUCUAUCCAUAUCCGCUAUGAUAUUAACUCAAAACACUCGCAACUGAAAUUGUGUGUGUAUGUACAUGAAAUGAAAUAGUGCUUUGGUGUAGUAUGUGUGAAUUCCUGAUUAAUUUCCAAGUUUCUGUAACCUAUGGCUAUGGCUAUGACCCAUUAUUCUUUUCUUUCUUUCCUUUUCAAGAGAUUGGUUUUCUUUAUUUUGUGUGUGUGGAUACUAUUAGUACCAAUAACCAUAUAUAUCAUUCAG
This is a messenger RNA of Gastrolobium bilobum, 1088 nucleotides long. RefSeq names its product calmodulin-like protein 3. The coding region runs from base 114 to 785 and encodes 223 amino acids. The record is from RefSeq and is a predicted model, not a curated record. The transcript has a single exon. Lineage: Eukaryota; Viridiplantae; Streptophyta; Magnoliopsida; Fabales; Fabaceae. Gene Ontology annotation, molecular function: calcium ion binding; enzyme regulator activity.